This is a messenger RNA of Anthonomus grandis grandis, 1822 nucleotides long. RefSeq names its product luciferin 4-monooxygenase-like. NCBI's taxonomy places the organism in Eukaryota, Metazoa, Arthropoda, Insecta, Coleoptera, Curculionidae. The record is from RefSeq and is a predicted model, not a curated record. The coding region runs from base 16 to 1716 and encodes 566 amino acids. Gene Ontology annotation, molecular function: long-chain fatty acid-CoA ligase activity. Gene Ontology annotation, biological process: long-chain fatty acid metabolic process; fatty-acyl-CoA biosynthetic process. The transcript has 8 exons.
UAAUGUGAUGAAUUGAUGAAUACAAUUAGCUUUUUGAUAAGUUAUCUAAAUUGCUUGGUGUAUUUUUAUAGAUUUCGAUGGAAAUUGAUAAAAUUCCAAAUGGAAAACUUUAUAAUUAAGGGACCUACAGUACCGAUCAACGUAGAAAAAAGUUUAGGUGAAUAUUUCUGGGAUAGAGCGGAAAAAUAUGGAAAUCGCAUUUUUCAGAUUGAUGCAUACACAGGUGCAACUGAGACUUUUAAAGAUGUCCAAAGAAAAGCCGUAAGGGUGGCCAUAAAUUUAAAACAAAAUGGCGUCAAUCCCAAAGACGUCAUUAUGAUUUGUGGCGAAAAUAAUUUUGAUAAUAUUAUACCAACUCUAGCCGGCUUAUUUCUGGGAGCGUAUGUUGCCAACGUAGUUCCCACUACAGACAUUUAUGGAGCUACCAAUUAUUUAUCUGAUCUGAAGCCCAAGGUGUUAUUUGUAUCAGACAACAAAUUAGAUAUUUUUAAAGAAGCCUUAGAUGUCCUAAAUCUGCAUCCACAAAUUUACACAAUCGGAAGCCAGAAAUCUCAAUUUAAAAGCAUGAAUGAAAUUUACAAUAAUUCCAUCGAAGAGAAACAUAAUUUUGUACCAAAGAAAGUUGAUAUUCAUGAAACAGCGUUCAUUUUAUUAAGUAGCGGUACAACUAGUAAGCCAAAAGGGAUAUGCAUAUCUCAUUUUACAAUAUUGGGAGCACAUACAAGAGAAGAUAAAAACAGAUCCUAUGACUUGUCGGAUCAGCCAUUCAUCAUAUUUUCACCGCUCUGCUAUAUUUCUUCAAUAUGGCUGUUAAGCGCCAAUAUUUUAUUUACAUGUCCGAGGGUUAUUGGUGUCGACAUUGAUGUGGAAUUGUUUUUAAAACUUGUUGAUAAAUAUAAGGUAACUGGUGUCUUUUUAACCUAUAAUGUAGCAGUACCUUUAGCAACUCUAGAUGAAAAGAUAGUAAGCAAAUAUGACUUAUCCUCUGUAUUUUACGUAUCGACUGGAGGGUCAUUUGUUCAUCCAAAAUACAUAUCACGAUUGAUGCAGAUCUUUAGUAAAGCUUUUGUAGUACCUAUUUAUGGAUCUACAGAGUUGGGUACUGCUCCGUUUGUCUGGAAAUUUCCAUCAGCGAGAGAAGUUGCUAAAACUAAGUUGAAUUCUGUUGGCGAAGUAAAUAAAAAUUGUGAAGUUAAGGUGGUCGAUGUAAAUACUGGAAAGGCCUUAGGACCCAAUCAAAAGGGUGAAAUUUUAGUAAGAUCUCCUUAUAGAAUGAACGGGUAUUAUAACCAAACAGACCAACCUUUCGACGAGGACGGUUUUCUUCAUACUGGAGAUCUUGGACAAUAUGACGAAGACCGCUGUUUUUACAUUUUAGACCGUUUAAAGCGUUCUUUUAAAUAUUUAGGAAACUUCAUUUAUCCGGGCUUAGUAGAAGAAAGACUAGCCCAACAUCCGUUGGUUAAAGAAGCAGCCGUCAUAGAGUUACCUCAUGAUGCAGAUGGUUACAGAGCCAUGGCUUGUGUUGUAUUAAAUCAGGGAUGUAUUGCUACAGAAAAAGAAUUGGGAGAUUUUAUUGUGAAAGUAAUGGGAGAAUAUUCCAGACCAGCAGCUGGAUUUCAGUUUUUAAAAGAACUGCCUGUAAAUAAUAAUGGCAAAGUAGACUUUAAUAAGCUUAAAUUGAUGUAUAAAACCGAAUAUGGAACUGCAACGUAGAUCUUAUUUUAAGAAGCUUUGAUCUUAGUUAUAAGUUUAUUAUUUAUUGUUAUGUACAAAUAACGUAAUAAAAUUUGUGAUAUUAUAAAAUACACACUGAAAAAUA